Messenger RNA from Lutzomyia longipalpis, 2089 nucleotides. Its product is annotated as beta-galactosidase-like. The transcript has 4 exons. Lineage: Eukaryota; Metazoa; Arthropoda; Insecta; Diptera; Psychodidae. The record is from RefSeq and is a predicted model, not a curated record. Bases 54 to 1997 code for a protein of 647 amino acids. Gene Ontology annotation, cellular component: vacuole. Gene Ontology annotation, molecular function: beta-galactosidase activity. Gene Ontology annotation, biological process: carbohydrate metabolic process.
UUUGCGUUCAAUACUCGUCAAAAGGUGUUCAGUUGGAUUUCUUCGUCUUCACCAUGCAGAUGACACUCAAGACGUACAUCUUGGCUGGCAUUGUGGGGCUUGUGGUUGUGGGAGCCGUAACCGCAGGAAUUGUUAUCGCCGUCACGGGAGACGAUGAAAGAACUUUCCGAGUUGGGGAGACAGACUUUGAGAUGGAUGGAAGAAAAUUCCAAUAUGUUGCUGGAUCAUUCCACUAUUUUCGUGCCUUUAGAGAUACGUGGAAGGAUAAGUUGACUGUUAUGAAGUCAGCAGGGCUCAACGUGAUCGACACUUAUGUUGAAUGGGCCACUCAUCAGCCUGAGCCUAAUAUCUACGAGUGGGAGGAGUUUGCUGAUUUGCCAUAUUUCUUGGACCUCUGUCAAGAACUUGGUCUCUAUGUUAUUCUAAGGCCCGGUCCCUAUAUUUGUGCCGAAAGGGACAAUGGAGGUCUUCCUUAUUGGCUCUUUUCCCAAUAUCCCGGUAUUCGUGUUAGAACCAGUGAUCCUAACUACCUAGCAGCCGUUAGUACCUGGUAUGAAGUCCUGUUUGCAAAAAUUGAUCCCUACCUUUACGGCAAAGGUGGAAAUAUCAUCAUGGUUCAAGUGGAAAAUGAAUACGGAGUUUUCCCAGCUUGUGACAAGAACUACAUGUCCUGGUUAAAGAAUGAAACUGAAAAGUAUGUAGGAGACAGUGCAGUCCUGUUCACCGUUGACAUUCCAAACGAGCAUUUUGAAUGUGGAAUAACUGAAGGAGCUUUCGUAACGACGGAUUUUGGAAUUGAUCGAAUUGAUGAGAUUGAAUCAAUUUGGGCAUUGGUGCGGAGGCAUCAACCAACAGGACCUCUCGUUAACUCCGAAUUCUAUCCUGGCUGGCUGACGCACUGGCAGGAAGACAAUCAACGUCGUGAUGGCGAUGAAGUGGCUAAUGUCCUGCGUCGUAUGCUCCAGGAUGGAGCCAGUGUUAACUUCUACAUGUACUUCGGAGGAACAAACUUCGGGUUUACAGCGGGUGCUAAUGAUUGGGGUAUUGGAACCUAUGAAGCUGAUCUCACAAGCUACGACUACGACGCCCCAAUGGACGAAGCAGGAAAUCCAACAAUGAAACUCUUAAAAAUUAGAAAUGUCAUCGGGGAGUUCUUUACACUCCCUACAACGCCUGUUCCUGAAGCUAAAGUCGGUCGUGCCUAUCCAGACAUAGCUCUUCAUCCUGUUGCUAAGUUGUUUUCACCAGAAGGACAGUUUUUGAUCGAAAACACAAGGGUCGGAUCUGAACUGCAAACUUUUGAGAGUUUGCGCCAAAUGUCUGGUUUAGUUCUCUAUGAAACUAACUUGCCUAAAAUUUGGAUAGAUCCAACAGUUUUGACGAUUAAUGGGCUAGCAGAUCGUGCCCUUGUCUAUCAAGAUGAUCUCCUUGUUGGAUGCUUAUCGCGUGGGAAUGCUGUUAACAAGUUACCUUUAAAUCCGGGUUCAGGAUCACGUCUAAAGAUCCUAGUUGAAAAUCAAGGAAGAGUUAACUUCAACAAACUGGACGACAUUAAAGGUAUCCUGGAUAACGUAACGAUUCAACAGCGUCAAGGAGAACUGGAAGAGCUGAGAACGUGGGAUAUAUCAGGAUAUCCUCUUACAAAUAGAGCUUCCAUGAAUGAAUUUAUUCAAAACGUUCGGACCAAUACAGUUGCCCUGCCUAACAAAAAUGGCGUUCUAACGGACGGACCUGUGUUCUUCUUGGGAACCCUCACGGUAACAGCUGACAAUAUCGGAGAUACCUACUUAGAUACAACAUCCUGGGGGAAAGGAGUUCUCUACGUCAAUGGUUUCAAUCUUGGACGCUACUGGCCUGUUGUAGGUCCACAAAUAACCCUCUAUAUCCCAGAAUCAUUACUCAGAGUGGGUGCUAAUACAAUCAUGAUGUUGGAAUACCAGAAGGCGCCUAUACCAACUAUGGUAUCCUUUAAAAGUUAUUCCCUACUGGAUGGAUAAAUCCUAACGCUUCUUCAUUGCAUUUAUAACCACUUUAAUUCAUUCCAGUUAUGAAUAAAAACUAUGUGGACUUUUUUUUCCAUAUAAACAUA